Electrophorus electricus (electric eel) is the source of this 6051-nucleotide messenger RNA. Its product is annotated as lysophosphatidylcholine acyltransferase 1. Gene Ontology annotation, molecular function: calcium ion binding; 1-acylglycerophosphocholine O-acyltransferase activity; lysophosphatidic acid acyltransferase activity. The record is from RefSeq and is a predicted model, not a curated record. Lineage: Eukaryota; Metazoa; Chordata; Actinopteri; Gymnotiformes; Gymnotidae. Gene Ontology annotation, cellular component: endoplasmic reticulum.
AGCAUGUAGGUUAGUAUUGUAAGAAAAAAAUGUUAAGUAGACUGCAUUCGUAUGCAUUUUUUUAUAAAGAUCGACCACAUGCGUUGAUCAUCAAUCCAGUGGUAAACUCAGAGUUUAUGAGUAAAUGACAAAGCACUUUUGUACGCCGCUCUGGAUAAGCGCGUCUGCUAAAUGCCGUAAAUGUAAACGGUAAACCCACACGACUAAGAAAGCACCGGCACGCGGGCUCUUAUCGGCCAGCUCGCCUUGGCGAUGACGUCAGCGUUACCCCGGAACGCGCAUGCGCUCUUCAGUCGCGUUGAGCCCGGAACGCGCAUGCGCUCUUCGGUCACUUCGAGCCUGGCGAAAUCCGGAGCGCGUCUGCCUGCGAUUUCCAGCGGGACUCCUGUUGCGCACAAGGAGCCAGCCAGCUAUCGGUCAAGCACAUGACCCGCUUAAUCCCGGAGCCCUCCUCUCCAGCAAGGACCGUAAGAUAAUCGCGUCUAAAGUGCGAGAAGAAGCGGUCGUUUCCCCUGGAGUCGAGCUGCAGUUCAUCCCCUUAGCGCUGUCGAGGAUGAGGUUGCCUAACAGCAGAGGAUGCCCGACGGAGGAAGAUGGGAGAAAGGAGCUGGCUCUCCCUUUUAGAAACCCCUUCGUGCACGACUUGAGGUUUACUCCGUUUCAGAAACUCAAGAUUGCGGUGAUGACCCUGACCGUCUUUCCCGUGCGGCUGUGCGUGGCGGCCUUCAUGAUGCUGCUGGCGUGGCCCUUUGCCUUCGUCGCCUCCGUGGGGCGCUCCGAGACAGCCGUGGAGGCGCAGUGCUUAUGGAGGAGGGUGGUGGACGUGCUCUUGCGCGCCAUCAUGCGGCUCAUGUGGUUCGCCGGGGGCUUCCACUGGAUCCGCGUGAAGGGGAGGCAGGCGCUGGGUGCUCAAGCCCCCAUCCUCACCCUGGGCCCACACUCGUCAUACUUCGACGCCAUCCCCGUCACCAUGACGAUGGCUUCCAUCGUCAUGAAGGCAGAAAGCAAGGACAUCCCGCUCUGGGGAACCUUGAUCAAGUACAUCCGACCCGUGUUUGUGUCAAGGUCGGACCAGGACUCCAGGAGGAAGACUGUGGAGGAGAUCAAGCGAAGAGCGCACUCUGGAGGGAAGUGGCCGCAGAUAAUGAUCUUUCCAGAGGGAACGUGUACCAAUCGGUCCUGUCUGAUCACAUUUAAACCAGGCGCCUUUAUCCCCGCCGUUCCUGUACAGCCCGUCGUGAUCCGCUACCCCAACCCACUGGACACCAUCACCUGGACGUGGCAAGGUCCUGGAGCGUUUAAGAUCCUGUGGCUUACCCUCUGCCAGCUUCACAAUGAGUUUGAGAUCGAGUUCCUCCCGGUUUACAACCCCAGUGAAGAGGAAAAGAGGAACCCACCUCUGUUCGCUCAUAAUGUGCGCCGUCUCAUGGCCAAUGCCCUGAGGGUCCCCGUGACGGAUUACUCGUUUGAGGACUGUCAGUUGUCCAUGGUGGAGGGGCAGCUCAGACUUCCCGAGGGCACGUGUCUGCUGGAGUUCGGCAAGCUCGUCAGGAGACUGGGGCUGAAGCGGGAGAACUCGGAAAAGCUCCUGAGUGAGUUUGGCAGGAGGGUUCGUGAGCUGCAGGGCCGGAGACUGAGCCUGGAGCAGUUCGCCCGCUUCCUGGACCUGCCGCUCUCCGACGCGCUCCGCAACAUAUUCGCUCUGUUUGACGAGCAUGGGGAUGCCACGGUGGACAUGCGGGAGUUCGUCAUCGCUUUCUCCGUAGUAUGCAGACCUGUCAGAACAAUGGACACAAUCAGGCUGGCCUUCACAAUGUUCGAGGACAAGGAGGGCGGGACUAUCUCUGAGAAUGAGCUCGCCUGCAUCCUGCGGACUGCCCUGGGCGUGGCUGAACUCAGCGUGACCCGCCUCUUUAACACCAUUGACAUGGCGCACAGUGGGAAACUGACCUACGAGAUGUUCCAGAGCUUCACGGAGCAGAGGCCGGACUUCUCAGAGGAGUUCCUGCACCCAGAAAACGCAGGCAUUUGGGGCGGGUCCUCGUCACCUGGUCCCACCCCCGUAUCCAACGGCUUCUGUGCCGACUUCACUCCCAGCGAACCCCAAGCCGCCCGGCCCAAAGCCGACUGAGGAAGCCCCCUGGGGCGGGGUGUGUGUGUGUGUGUGUACGCUCCGGGGGGGUCUUCCCCUGGACUGCCAGUGUCUGAACGUGUAAAGUUUACUCUCCUCAGUCUUAUGUAAUUGGGAGAAAAUCCUCCUUUUCUCUCAGUCUCUCCACUGUUCCCCUUUCUGCCCGUCUUUCUCCAGUUUCCAGCUUUUUAUUAUUAGUGUUACUUUUGUUGUUGAAUUUUUAUUUUUUUUUAUUGAAUUUUGGAGUCAAAAGCCAGUCAUGUCUGGGUGAAAACAAUCACACCAUAAGCCAAGCAGUCCUUUUUGUUCCGGUGUCUGGCUCCAUCUAGUACCCACCGAAGUCGGUGUGGGUUAAACGCUGAAAAGACUUUUUUUUUAUAAUAGAAAUCCUUCUUUUCUCAUUUCCUGCUGUUUUAUGGUUGCGGAUUCUUUUACUGAACGCUCCUUUUAGCAUUUUGCAUGGGUUCGAUGCCUGAGAACAGUGUUGCUGUUGUAACGGCGGGGUUAAACGCGCCGAUGAAGCGCGUCCGACCUGCGGGCCGGCCGGGUCCGAGGCGCACGGCGGACCCCGCCGACGUGCUGCUCCAGAUCAAAGCGAGCCAGUCCAGUUCCCUGGUCUCAGUCCUCCAUGAGACUGGGUUGUCUUUUAAAGCUCAGGGGUCAAAGGGUCAAAGACUGAAGGAGGCUCUGGGUGAAGGUGAGCGUGCACACGUCUCCACGCGCGCAUCGACGGGACGGAGGGGUUUAGGGUUUGCGGUAGCCACGCUGGGUGCAGCUACCCUGAAAGUCCCAUCGCCAGUUUCACCAGUAAUUCACGACACAGCUAGACGUCUCUUGGUACAGUUUACCAUCGUUUGCUUUGUUGUGUGAUUUGUUUGUUUUGGGGUUUUUUUAUUAAACUUGGAGAUUUAGCAAGAACCAAAAAUAAAAAUGACGGUUUGGACGUCGGUGGUGGGGGGUUCAGCGCAUGCCAGAAUCACGAGAAUAGUGUGAGCAUUUUAGCUGACGGACAUCCCUCCAAGGUGUUCCCCCGAGGGGUCCUCGGAAGAGCCAGGCUACGUCACCUGGGGCAACUUGGGGCCCGACCUGUGCUGGGCCUGCGUGCGACUGAUCUUUCUGAACGGAGCCGAGCUCAGCUGGGCUGAUGCCGUCGCGCUCCAGACGAGCGCGACCUGCUGCACAUUCCGUCAUGCCGUCGUCUCCCAGACCUGCUCCCGGUCCAUGGCCGAGGGGAGUUGGUUGUGUUAGGCUUUGUUUGUAAUGUAUGUUUGUUUGUUUGUUUGUUUUGGCACAUAUGGGUUAGACGCCGGCUACACAGCUGAUUUGCGAAAUCGGAGUCGAACAUUCAGCCUUGACUUGCGGCGGGGAGGAAGACCAGCCAUCGUCAGCUCCGCCCCUUCUUCUGUGUCAUUCGCGUAAUUUCUGUUGCCGGUGCUUUGCCCCCAUACCUCUCCCACGCCGUGUUGUGUGUAAACUGACCGAGGAAGGAGGAAUAAGACAGGGUGUGUGGGUGUGGGUGUGUGUGAGAGAGAGAGAGAUGGUCUGCAGUCAUGCUACGCUCCCAGUGCGUUUCCGGCAACAGUUGUGCUGGUGUGUCGUGUGGCUAGCUCUGUCGUUGUGUGCCGUCAUCCCGUGGUCUGGCGUUCUCCCGGGUACUGGUCUCUCCCGGGUACUGGGCCGCGGGGCGCUGAUCCCUUAGACUCGUUUUAUACACUGAACAAAGCGCGGUACUUUGGACCAUUUGAAUACGAGCGCGCUGAGGUUUUCUUCAGCCAUCUUUUAUUGUGUGCAUUUUUAUUGUCCAUCGGUGACUCCGAAAGUUUAUUUUGAUACUGAAACAGUGAAAACAUGAUUCAUAUUAAAAAAUGACCUUCAGAACACACAGUUUUAUAAGAUCUGGGUUUUUUAUGGUUGACUUAUGUGAAGUGAUUGAUUAUAUAAAGCUUUGAUGUUGUUCACUUCUCCUGAUAUUAGAGUUUGACUAUCAUUUUAAUGUGCGGAUUCUCUCUUGUUCCAUCUGGUAUGUGUCUGUGAGGACCCAGCUACACUCUCUGUUCCUUUAACUUCCGGGACGUAACAUUUCUGACUUACUGCUGUACAUUAUUAGUUCUGGACACAUUUCCACAGAUCUCUCGUCAGUCUCACCGUCUCUUUGCCUUCAUAAAAAUCUUAUUUUGUUUGUUUGUUCUGUUCGUCAGUGAUGCGAGUGACCAAACUCAUGGCCUUUGUGUCAGGGAUGAUGCGGUGUGUGACCCUUAGGUUUGCUCCUGACCUUUUAAAUAACCUCUCUUUUUGGAUAUUCCUUGAUGCAGGGCAUUUUGAGUUUUGAUACAUGUUUAAAAAAAAACAAACUAAAAAACAAACAAAAAAAACAUUUAUUUAUUUAUUUAGUUUGAGGAAACACCCCCCCCCUCCCCCCAUCUAUAUCAUAUGUUUUUACUUCAAGGUGUUUGACUUUAAAGCUCUAAGACAGGCUGAGGUGAUGCAGUUGUAGCUUUUUACAUUGUGCUGUAUUUCUUAACAGCAAAUGAUGGCAGUGAUUAAUGCUACUACUAUCUGCUUCUAUUUUAGGGUUUUUGUUUUAUUGUGUAGCUGAUAUGAAAAUUAGGUUUCUUACAUAUUCUCACUAGCGUUUACGAAUUUAAGUCUAAUUUCAGUGGUGACUGUGUAGACAAUCUGCCACCAAUCAGAAGACUGCUCUAGCGGGCCACCGAGGUUUCCGCGACACCCGGGGGCGGGGUCACAGGUGGGGCACGCCCCUGAAGUGCGUCGUCCACACGCGCACAUAUGACGGGACUUGCGCGGCCUUCUCUGCCUGCAGCGUAAAGGCAUCGGCGCUUGGCAGGACUGCCGUCGGCUCUUCUCACGUCUGUCUCUACUUCUCACGUCUGUCUCUACUUCUCACAUCUGUCUCUACUUCUCACGUCUGUCUCUACUUCUCACGUCCUUUUACUUUUUCUUCCUCUUUCGUUCCCCCCGACUAAACAUGACUGCAUUCCAGGUUUGCAUUAAGGUGAUUAGCAAUGGCGUGCGUGUGUGUGUGUGUGUGUGUGUGUGUGUGUGUGUGUGCGUGCGUGCGUGUGUGCGUGCGUGUGUGUUCCUCUAUUUUUAGACCAGUUGCUACAUUUCAGCUUUUCCUUCAGCUGCUGGAUGUAUACUGAAUAAUAAGUGUAUACUGAAGUGUGUACUGAGUAAUCCUUGAAGCAUGGUUCCUGGGCCACGGAACAGAACCGUCCAGGGAACGUUGCGCGGUCAGCGGAAUGUUCCCACCGUUCCUGUCGGAAGUGUAGAGACUGUGUUCGGUAAGGGCAUUGCCUCCUAACUGAGGCUUUUUAAAUGUACUCAGCCUCUCCACUCCUCCCGCAGGGCUCUAACUGUUAGGCGUGUGGUCAGUAGUUCGCUAGACUGCACCAACCUGCGACCUUUGAACUGAAGAACUGUGUGUGAGCUGAUCCGACCCCCUUCCCCCACACCCAGGAGCUCAGCUGCUCCUUGUCCACAAACGGUCGUUGGCCCGUUCCGAGGGUCUCCCAGCUGGAAACGCGUGGCUGUGCAUGACCGCGAGGGAGCUCCCGGCCACUCCGGCAGCGCCUGUUCAGCCUCUUCCGUCUGCCUUGAACCGGUGUCCCUUCCGCCUGAGCCGAAGACGAGAGACGGGGGCUGUCUCCUCUCCUUCCCAGGGGACAGCUGGUCUUUCCGAGGGCUCUGUAGAGGCAUUCGGGAUUUUCUCUCUUUCUUUGCAUCCGUUCCUCCUUCUUUCUUUAUCCUUAUAUUUUUUUUCUUUAAGCUCUGGUUUGCCCUGAUUUUUAUUUUAUAAUGUACUGAGAGUCAUUUUUACAAGAUGUUUUAACUUGUCUGUUCUGACUGCAAUUUAAAUGCCUCGUCAUUCUGACUCUUAAAUAAAAAGGGACACAACUAUG